This is a messenger RNA of Liolophura sinensis, 1252 nucleotides long. RefSeq names its product lysosomal thioesterase PPT2-A-like. Lineage: Eukaryota; Metazoa; Mollusca; Polyplacophora; Chitonida; Chitonidae. The record is from RefSeq and is a predicted model, not a curated record. Gene Ontology annotation, molecular function: thiolester hydrolase activity. Gene Ontology annotation, cellular component: lysosome. The transcript has 9 exons. The coding region runs from base 53 to 922 and encodes 289 amino acids.
UGGAUCUGUCAUUGCAGACCUGGACGUCGAUCCUGACAGCCACAAGGGGAAGAUGGGACUAUCUGCGGCACAGUGGCUAAAACUGGCUGCUCUUUUCGUUACUUUCGUGGAGGUCCCAUCGUACCGUCAUGUCAUCUUAAUGCACGGGAUUUUUGCGACAACUACGGAGCUAGAUCAUUUGAAUGGAUUCAUACAACAGGCUCACCCAGGCACCAAUGUGACGAUCCUGAACGGGUUUAAUGGCGCCUUCAGUCUUCGCCCCAUGUGGGAGCAAAUCGACUAUUUCAAGGAACGCAUGAAGAAGAUCUUUCAGCAGAACCCAGAUGGCGUCCAUGUUGUCUGUUUUUCUCAAGGUGGUCUGAUUUGCCGCGGGGUUUUGUCAACAAUCAAACAUAACGUCAUUUCCUUCGUGUCUCUGAGCUCUCCCCAAGCUGGACAGUAUGGAGACAGUAACUAUUUGAAGUAUCUCUUCCCGCAGUAUCUGAAAAAGAAUAUAUACAGAUUGUUUUACACACAAACAGGUCAAGAAUUGUCCAUUGCUAACUACUGGAAUGAUCCUCAUCACCAGCCACUUUAUCUGAAGGAGUCUCAAUUUCUGGCGAUCUUGAAUAAUCAGACGUUUAAUCCCCGAAGCCAAGAAUUCAAGGAGAAUUUCAGCAGUUUGAAAAACUUGGUGCUGAUUGGUGGACCCAAUGACGGAGUUAUCACCCCUUGGCAAUCCAGUCAUUUUGCCUUUUAUAAUGAAAAUGAGACAGUGGUAGAAAUGAAGAACCAACCAUGGUACAUCCAUGACUGGUUUGGCUUGAAAACUCUGGACCAGAGAGGAGCGAUUCACAAGUAUGAAAUACCGGGAGUCGAACAUGUUCACUGGCACUCUAACAAGACAGUCUUUGAAUGCUGCAUACUCCCAUGGCUCUCCUAGAGGUGAAACAGUGCCAAUACACGUUCAUCGGUGGAGACAACCAUCUGUGUUUUUCCGCAUAGAUCAUGUUGUGCAGCAUCUGUUAUUUUAAUUGUUUAUUUUCCCCCUGAAAUGAUCCAACGGCUCACUGAGUCUGUCUGUUUGUUUGUUUUGACAUUGUAACAGAAAUACAUGAAGGUCUUGAUAAGGGUUUAUCUCCUGAAUGCUCGUGAGUAAGGGUACCUUGACCUUAUUUUGUAAUGGAUAUUUACUGUUACUUGUAAUGCAGUACACAAGAGUUUUAUUAUAAUAAUGCAUGUGGGGUGACCAUUGUGACAUUUGUAUGGAAGC